AUGAAAAACAAGCCUGUACCUGAAGGCUAUAAAAUAUUUUCACUCUGUGAUGCUGGAUAUACGUAUACAUUUAUGUUUAGUUCACGAAUCGAAGAUAAUACAGAUUUAGAGUCAAUCCCUGGUAUUAAUAAGGCUAGAUGUACAGUAUGGUAUUUGGUAAAUCAACUCCCCCAGGAAAAAAAUUUCCAUAUAUAUAUGGAUAAUUAUUUUUCAAGUAUUCCUCUUUUUAAAUAUUUGCGCAAAAACAAUAUAGGUGCCUGUGGAACUGUUAGAACCAAUUCAUCUAAAUUUCCCAAAGAAUUAAAACCUAAUAAUGUUUAUUUAUUAGAUUGGAAUAUGCUUAGUAGAGUAGUUACAAAUGAUGUAUUAGCUAUAUUAUGGGUUGAUAAUGGGCCAGUAACCAUGCAUACAACUAUCCAUAAAAUUAUAGAUGAUGAAUGGAAAAUAAUUUGA
Cetraspora pellucida is the source of this 453-nucleotide messenger RNA. The record is from the annotation of a GenBank genome assembly. NCBI's taxonomy places the organism in Eukaryota, Fungi, Glomeromycota, Glomeromycetes, Diversisporales, Gigasporaceae.